This is a messenger RNA of Mucor velutinosus, 1896 nucleotides long. RefSeq lists its product as uncharacterized. The transcript is spliced from 3 exons. Gene Ontology annotation, biological process: positive regulation of G2/M transition of mitotic cell cycle; establishment of cell polarity. The coding region runs from base 1 to 1896 and encodes 631 amino acids. The record is from RefSeq and is a predicted model, not a curated record. Gene Ontology annotation, cellular component: cytoplasm; cell septum. NCBI's taxonomy places the organism in Eukaryota, Fungi, Mucoromycota, Mucoromycetes, Mucorales, Mucoraceae.
AUGUCCACCUUUUACAUCUACCCUCUAGACCAGAAAGACCAUCAAUUUCAGCACCACCAUCACCACCACAACCAGCCACCGAACGGAGAACCUGGUCUCAGUCAACUAAAAUCCCUCAGUGCCACGGGCCUCUCCAGGAUACUAGAAAUCCCAUUAUGUUUAUUGGAAAAUACAAAUUCCAAGGAUCAGCAACAACAGCAACAAAUAUAUUGUACCAGCAACAGUAGUAUAGCUCCCUCUCAUGUGGCAUCCAAAGAGGAAACAUCCAUAAUAACCGCGACAGAUGAGCUUGUAACGCAUAGCUUUGCAAACAGAAAGAGAUCUAUAGUGAAGCGCAGGAAAUCAGUGCUGUCCGCCUCUUUCACUGCAGAGGACGAGGCGGAAGCUAUACGUAUUGACAGGGAACAAACGCUGGCUGCAUUGGAAAGAGGCCAUCGGAGCGAAGGAGAAAGAAAAGAGGAGACAGAGACGCAAGAAAUAGCAGAACAGGAAGAAGGGAUUCUCGAACAUGAUCCGCUAUCGAAUAGGGAGUCAAUUUUCGACGCACCAAAAAACAUAUACUCCCAAGAAAACUUGAUAUUUGACGUCCAUGAUGGCGAUGUACAUGAUUUCGAGCUGCUAGGAAAGCCUCAAGAAAUGAACAGGGGCAGCAUGAGAAAAGAAGAGAAAGAAGAAGAGGAGGAAAAUGGCAUCCCUUCCAAGCAAGCAACAAUACAACAGCAACAACAAACAGAAGGGGCGAAUGUUGUAAACCCAAAAGACUCUGCUAUUGAUUUACGGAUCACUGCAUUAGAGCAGGAAAAAGACGGCAUAGAACAAGCCCGUGUUGAUGUUGCUGACAAUGAUUCAUGCACAAAAGUGAUUGAUCUAUCUGUUGCUUCCUCUUUAUUUUCAUCUUCUGCAAUUGCCUCUUCUGAUCCUCCUUUCUCCUCCUCCUCUUCCUCUGUCUCCUCUUGCUCCCCUGCUCCUACAAGGACAACAGCAUUGAAGAAAAAGUCGAGUUGGUCACCCAGGCGAAUGUUCUCUGCUUCCUCCAAAAAGUCCACCAUAGACGAGAAGCAGGAAAAGUUCAAUAUCUCAUCCUUGUUUUCUCGGAAAUCCUCAUCGUCAUCCUCUAAAAAAAGCAACCAAAGCACCACUAACAACAGCAGCAAAUCACUAGAAUGUACUAGUAAAGCAAAAAAUGACAGUUGUACAUUAUCAAAAAAUACAGUUCCCUUCAAUUACACAAGAUUACCUAUCCACACAGAAAGAGCCAUAUACCGUUUGUCUCAUUUGAAACUUACAACCCCAAGACGCCCAUUGCGAGAUCAAGUGAUUAUUUCCAAUUUAAUGUUUUGGUAUUUUUCCAUCGUAUCUACAAAUAGCACCACCACGGAAAACGAGCCAGCACCUAUGGAACAUCUAGUCAUGACUAAAAAGGCAUGCCGAAUGCAGCAGCAGCAAAUACAGCACAAAAAGAGGAGAAUGAGAAAUCAAGUAAGGCCGGAGAACAGCAAUGCAAUGGAUAUCAUUACAAAGCAGCAGAAAAAGCCUCGUCAGCACCGCCCUCAUGUAAACAAAAAGACAGCUAUAAGACCUUAUUCCAAUAACUCGAGCUCUGAAGAAGACGAUGACGAUGAAGAUGGGGACGACACUGACACGGAUUCAGAUGACAAUUCAGACAGCUUCUCGUUCACCUCAUCAAACUCUUCGUUAUCCAUGUCGGAAGAUGUUGAAUACUUGGACCAAAAGAAAAAGGCGAAGAAGACGAGCAAGUAUUCGAUAUUCAGCAGCAAGAAAAAGGAUAAGAAAUGGCUGCCUUCCUUCUCCAAAGGAAACAACAGACUACAACAGCAGCAACUGCAAUCAGACGAUGAUGACGAUAUACCCUUGGCAAUGUAUCAAACCAAAUAA